GAAAAUGGUAGAAUGCAGAAUUUCCAUCUGUAGGAAAGAAGAUUAUUAAAGUAUAUUGAAAGAGGACAGGAUACGUUUGCACUUAGGGAAACAAACAUGGCUACUUCAGUGACCUUUCUUGGUGUUUUCUGGCUUCGUUCAUCAGUCAUGGGGCAAAACAACAACCGGUUUGAGACAAUUUCUACAGUUCCUCGGUCAAAUUUUCCUCUUGAGAAUAUCGAGUUUGAUCCAUGGAGUAACAAUGACUGCUUCGUGAGUGGGAAAAAUGUCCUUUACAAGUUUAUUACACAAGAUGGAAACAUGGCAAAUAGUCCAGUGAGAUCAAAGUUGACUGGACCAGAUUAUAAAUGCCUUGCAAAAGAUUACUGUGGCGAUGACUACAACUCAGUGCUGGUAAUAACACCAGAUAGUUUCAUAACUUGCAGCACGUUGUAUGGAGGACGGUGUGUCAGACGAGAUAAAACGUUUUUGAAUGAUACUUUAGUUGGGAAUACAAACAUUAAAUUGGUGUGGAGGGCAGAUGCUUCAGCUGUUGGUAUAUAUCUGUAUGUGAGUUUAAAUGGAGAUGUUAGUAAACAUGUUUUACAUCUUCAGAGUUGAGAGAAGUAGACAUAUUUGAUAUAUUUUUGAAAGAUCUUAAAAAAAACUCUGUCAGAAUGGACUAUAGAGUUGUACUGGAGAAUGAAGACUUUGUUUUUCUGUUGGUGAAUCAUAACUCGCAGGCCAAACUAGUAAAGAUCUGUAAAACUAUUAAUGCUAAGGACCCAAAGAAAGUUUAUGAAGACAUUCCUUUAACUUGCUCUGACAAAGAUGGCACCCAUUUCCCCCGUGUUGUGCAUGGAACUUUUGUAUACGUAUCGGGUAAGAGGUACCUGGUGGCUCUAUUCACGAACUCCACAGUUUCAUCGGCCAUUUGUGUUUAUGAAGAAAAUGAGAUCUAUAAGGCAUUUUUGGAGUCCAGGAAAAACAGAUAUGGCUGUCCAAAGAAUAAUCUCAGAGAAGAAGAUAAAGUAUUUGAUGAUUUAACACCAUUAGUCUCGGAUUGUAUUAAUGUUACUGGUGUAGAGGUAUGGUACAUAAAACAAAUUAUACAUGUAGUUGGAAAUGUAUGCAAUUAAUUGUUAUAUUGUAAAAAAUAGUCCAUGAGAAAAAGUAAAUUUUUUGAAAGAGCAUCGAAGAAGCUGCAUCUCAAUUUGAUAUACAGUAUUCUAGUUUAAGACUAUAGUAAUCAUUUACAGAUACCUGAAGGAAUCUUUGAUGCCUUUACAAAGGAGAAAUUCUGCAAUGAUAUCAUAGCACCCGAGUUUGGUAUCAUCGUGGGACUGUUGGCUCUGAAUGGAACUGCUGUGUAUACCUCUACAGAUGUUUUUACUGUGGUGGGGAGCACUGUAGUGAAUGACUUGGUUACUCUGUACAUUGGGACAGAAGACAGCUUUGUUGUGAAGGUUUUUCUGGAUCCAUCCAUGCCUUCAGCACUUGAGCUGGAAAAGAUAAAAGUACCACAGGAUGAAUCUGAGAUAAAAGCUGUUAGAAAUGUACAAGGAAACUUAUAUGUAAUGUCACAAAACAAGAUUGUCAAAGUUUUGAGGAAGAAUUGUGAAGAUUUCUCUGGAAACUGUCAUGCCUGUAUGAAGGCCAAGGACGCCCACUGUGGAUGGUGUAUAACGAACGAACGAUGUGUUGAAAAGAAUGAAUGUGACAGUAAAAUGAGCCACUGGCUGCCAUCUGUGAGAAAUCAAUGUUUACAACUGAAAUUGAAAGAGGAAUCACAUUAUGGAGUGAAUCUUGAAAACAAAUUGAUAAUUUACAAGGAUGUGUACUUUGAACCACAACAAGAGGGUUCAGAAGGAAAGACUUGUAAAUUGAAUGAUAAAAAUCUACCUUCAGAAGAUAGAUCUGACCAUGUGCGGUGUACAAUUGAUCUUACCUCAAGAUCUGCCAACAGUUAUACAAUUGGAAAUCAAACUCUAAGUAUUUGGAUGAAUAAUAGACAGCUUGCAUCAACUGAAUUAGUGUUUUACCGUUGUUCCGUCAUUGAUAGAUGUGGAGAGUGUGUAGCGGAAGGUAUCAAGCAAUGUUACUGGUGUGUAGAUGAAGGAAAAUGCACAUAUGCUUCUGGUGAUUGUUCCGUAAAGAACGUAUGUAUUAAAUUUUAUCUAGUUAUGGUAUGAAUUUUCAAUAUCCAAAAAAAAAAAAGAA
Ostrea edulis (European flat oyster) is the source of this 2199-nucleotide messenger RNA. Its product is annotated as plexin-A4-like. Lineage: Eukaryota; Metazoa; Mollusca; Bivalvia; Ostreida; Ostreidae. The transcript has 7 exons. The coding region runs from base 1464 to 2171 and encodes 235 amino acids. The record is from RefSeq and is a predicted model, not a curated record. Gene Ontology annotation, cellular component: semaphorin receptor complex. Gene Ontology annotation, molecular function: semaphorin receptor activity. Gene Ontology annotation, biological process: positive regulation of axonogenesis; semaphorin-plexin signaling pathway involved in axon guidance; regulation of GTPase activity.